This is a messenger RNA of Aspergillus caelatus, 3318 nucleotides long. RefSeq names its product ankyrin repeat-containing domain protein. Gene Ontology annotation, molecular function: protein binding. NCBI's taxonomy places the organism in Eukaryota, Fungi, Ascomycota, Eurotiomycetes, Eurotiales, Aspergillaceae. The record is from RefSeq and is a predicted model, not a curated record. The transcript has 3 exons. Bases 1 to 3318 code for a protein of 1105 amino acids.
AUGCCAAAGAAAGCCCCCCCAAUCCCGGACGAGAUAUGGGACCGAUACAAAGAAGCGAUUAUCACUUCUUAUUCUCGGAAUUCACUAGACCAAACAAUGAAAUAUAUGGUUGAGGAAUAUGGCUUUCAAGCUAGUAAAAACCAAUAUACCGGAAAGCUGAAAUUAUGGGGAGUAGGGAAAUAUCACCCCGGAAGCGAUUGGCCGAUCAUCGAAUCCAGGAAGCGGAAACGAAGCGAAAUGGGCAAAGAGAGCGACGUUUACGUCCGUGGCCGCAAGUACACAAGACAAGAAAUCAAAAAAGAAACCGCACGACACGUUCCUUUGGGACGCGAUUGGUGCAGCCCGGAGGAUAUGCUCCCAGAUUACAUCACGGUCUGUACACCCCAGGCAGAGCCAACUGGCCCGCCGGGUAUAUCUCGCGACAUCCUUCUUCGUGACCUUCCUUGGUACCAAUGCACCCAAGAGAUACAGAACAUUGUCUCAGGAGGACUCCGAAGUCGUAUCGUCGCAUCAAAGCCGGGUACCUCUCUUGAGAUCUCCAUGAGAAAGCUUGCUCCUCAAUCCGAUAGCGAGUUACUACAGCUGCAUGUAGUUCUUGGUUCCUGCUUUGAGGGUAAUAACGACCUCAAUACGUAUCUUCCACCUGAAGACCUGGACAUUGGAGAUUCUUCGAUCGAAAGUACAAGGGCACUGCGGGACAAGUUUCCUGUAUCGAUCGUCAAGAUCUUCGUACAACGCUUUGCUUUUUUGUCGGCGAACAAUCUACUCGACCAACAGCAGUUCCAUAAGGUCUUCGACUGGAUCGUAGAAAAAGGUGGGACGAAUAUCCUCGUAUUUCUCUGUCAGCCUCGGUCCCCGUUAAUGAAGGCCUUCGCAAGAAAGGUCUUCUGCAGUGCUCUCAUGUCCGGAAAUAUAGCUCUUGCUCGCAAAGUUUGGCAGUGUGGGGCACGACUACAGACUUAUGAUCCCUCGCAACGUCAACGUUGGACUGAGUACCUUUCCAAAGCGGUCCACGGUGGGCAUGAGGCUGUGGUUGAGCUACUUUGCAAGGCAGGGGUACGCCCUGAGGUCAACGAUAGGUGGUCAUGGAAAUAUGACUGGGACUUGCGACUUCCAAUUUUACAUACAUUGCUCGCCUUUGGUGCCGAUCCAGAAGGAUUCAUCACAGGAGAAGAGGCUGGGUUCCCUUUAAUCGAUGCAGCGCUCAAUGGUAGCCUCAAGGCUGUGCAACUGCUGCUUAAUAGAGGAGCUCGAGUCAACAUUUACCUUGCUCGGUAUUAUGGAACUGCUUUGCAAGCCGCAGCUUCUCGAGGUCACUUGGAGGUAGCCGAAUAUCUCAUUCAACAUGGAGCGGACAUCAACGUUCCCUGUGCCUUGCCAAUUCAGGCUUCUCAGUACUUCGAUUAUAACAUAAUCCCUCUUCUAACGCCCGUUCAAAUUGCUGCCAAGGUGAACAAUGUGGGUCUUCUUCAAAUGUUGCUCCAACACGGAGCAUCUACGAUGGCUUGCCCGGUCUCCGCACAUCCUAAUUUCAAACAUUAUCUUUCUUGUCAAACUAAGCUACACUGGAGCUACUCAUGGGGAUUUAAACCUCACUAUGACGGCGAGCAAGUGGUGUACACUGCCUUGCAAUACGCAGCUCUAAACCAAAAUUUGGAGAUCAUCACACUUUUGCUAUCCACAGGAGUUACUCCAGACUCCCGAAUUGCACCUUAUGUAGGUGACACACCCUUGCAAUUGUCCGCAAGGUUAGGAAAUAUUGAAAUGUUUCGACUGUUCUGGGACUGGGGUGCUGAUUUAAAUGCCCCUCCUGCCACUUUCAAUGGCCGCACUGCAAUGCAAGGCGCAGCAGAGAGCGGAAACUGGAAGAUCCUGUUGAUGCUUCGGCACGCUGGCGUGCAGAUAGAUGCACCAGCAGGAGCAAAACAAGGCAUGACUGCAUUGCAGGUCGCCUGCCUGCAUGGCCACUCUCUGAUGGCUGGGGUUUUGCUCGCCCAUGGGGCAGAUUUAAACAGGGGUCCAUCGGCCGUAAAUGGCUUAACAGCUAUCCAGGCUGCAGCCACGCGCGGUGACAUACAGCUUGUAGGAGAUCUUAUUACUCUUGGAGCAGAGGUUAACGCCCCGCCAGCCAAGGGAGGUAAGACGGCUCUCCAAGCUGCUAUCGAGCACAAAUCUCUGCCACUACUCGACUUACUAGUGCAGCAUGGCGCGCAUGUAAACGCAACCGGAGUAUAUGGCUUUCUGUCUCCUCUUAUAGACGCGGCCAGACUAGAUUGGCACGAUGGGGUGCAGUUCCUUCUAGAGCAUGGUGCGAAUGUUAAUAACACUGCGUUUCGCCUUGCAAUGUCGGAUGAAAGUGAGGAACAUGCUCUAGGGUGGCUAUUAAGCCCUCUGGGCUGGGCUAUCAUGAACGGAUCCGAGGGCAUGGUAGAUCUAUUGCUGCAACAUGGUGCCGAUGUUCUUGGAACAGCUAUGUUCAAUGGAACCGCCUCUCAAAGCGCACUGAUGUAUGCAUUACACAUAGGAUCAAGUGUUGAAGUUAUUGACUUGCUUCUAGCAAAAGCCCCCGACUUGCAAAAACACCCUGGGUGGGAAAACGCGCUUGAGGUUGCUCUAGUAGAGCCAUUCGGAGUUGACACUAUUCUUUUUCGGCGAAUACUUCAGAAAGUAGACUCACUCCCACCGUUGCUUUGUCACGAAGUAACUCAGAAGGCAUGGGAUGCACUGCCUAUAGAUCUCGAUGAUUUUAAUGAUGAAAAAGCAACUCUGGAGAUUAUUGAGCUUCUGAUAGAAUCUGGAGUACCUUUAGACUCUCGCGCCGAGGAUGGAAGCACUCUUGUUCUGCGUACAGCUCACUAUGGUUAUCACAAAUCCUGCUCUUUUCUUAUCGGCCGUGGCGCCGCCGUUAACAUCCACUCAACUGGAUCUUGGGGAACACCUCUUCAAGAGGCUAUCAAGUGGACUUAUGUCAACAUAGCCAAUGUUUUACUAGAGCAUGGGGCAGAUAUAAAUGCCCUCCCAGCAGAGAAUAAAGGGGUUACUGCGCUCCAGGCAGCUUCCAUCAAUGGGAUGUUUGAGCUGGCUGUACGGCUUCUUGAAUGUGGAGCAGAUGUCAAUGCGCCAGCUGCACCGAUUGACGGCAGGACAGCAAUUGACGGUGCUGCAGAGCGUGGCCAUUUUGAUAUGGUCCAAUUGCUCUUUAACGCCUAUGGGGAAGAUGCAGAUCUAGAGCCGGUACGUCGUCAGGCGGCGGACUAUGCGGAAGGGGAAGGUCAUUUUGAGAUUGCCCAAUGGUUACGUGAGCAUUCGGGGAGUUGA